AAUCAACAAAAAAAAGAGAAAAGAGGGAAGAAUUGAAAUGGCAGCAUCAACUUCAACCCUUACAGCUCUAACUCAUAACUCUGACACCGCUAAAGAAGAUUCUGAUCACUCCAACAAUCCUUCUUUCCCUGCGGAUAAUUUCGCUUCCCGCAAUGCUUCCUCUAAAUACGACUAUGUCAAGGUAAAGGUGUGGCUUGGCGAUCACGCUGAUCAUUAUUACGUUUUCUCCAGAUUUUUGCUGAGCAGAAUGUUAACUGUCACUAAGAUACCAAAUCAUGCAGCUAUUAGAAUUGCUCUUGAACUCAAGAAGCUACUUAUAGAUAACAGCCUUCUAGAUGUCUCUCAGUCUGAUCUUGAAGCUAACCUAUUUAAGAUUCUAUGUGAAGCAGCAUAUGGAGCGACAGGGAUAUGGAGAAGAGUACAUUAGACGUUACAAGAUGAUGACAAGAUUUCACCAUCAGAGAGUGCCUUUGGUAAUUCUUGUUUGCGGAACUGCUUGUGUUGGGAAAUCUACCAUUGCUGCCCAACUUGCACAAAGGCUGAAUUUGCCUAAUGUCUUACAGACAGAUAUGGUGUAUGAAUUGCUACGGACAUCAACUGAUGCACCAUUGACCUCUACUCCUGUUUGGGCACGAGAUUUCAGCUCUUCUGAGGAGCUAAUUAGUGAAUUUUUUAGAGAAUGCAGAAUUGUUCGUAAAGGUUUGGCUGGUGAUUUGAAGAAAGCAAUGAAAGAUGGAAAGCCAGUCAUAAUAGAGGGUUUACAUUUGGACCCAAACAUUUAUUUAAUGGAUGAAGAACAUAAGUCAUCAGCUAAUAUACCAGAAAAAAGUAAGGAAUCAAGUCCUGUAUCCUCCACAGAUGAUGAUCCCGCAACAAAGAUGGAAGAUAAUCCUACUAAUGCUGGUGAAAGCCACACUGAAAAUAGAAAAUCUACUCCUGGGAAUGUGAAUUUGGAAGAAGGGAAAUGUGGUGACCAGUGGAAUAAGGAUCCAGUUUCUCAGGAAUAUGUUAAAACUGCAGGAGGUAAAACUGUUAGAGAUACUGAGACAGAGAGGGACGCUUCUAUUAGGAAAGAAAAUUUGGGUCCUGAACCAAUAAUUAUACCCAUAGUUCUGAAGAUGGCCAAAUUCGAUCAUAAGGCAUUACUUGAAGAGUGGAUUGUGACUCAUACAUACAGUGAUAAAAGCCCAGUGGCAGUCCAGGAUAAAGAUAGAAUAAUUACCAAUCUCAAAACCAUUCGGAACUAUCUUUGCUCUUUCAAGUCACAGGGUCUGACUGUUGCCAAUAUAUCAGCAACAACAUUCACUCAAACGCUUGAUUGGCUGCAUGGACAUAUAUUGCAGUGCAUUGAACAAGGCAUUUCAUCUAUGUCCAGUGGAAACAUUCCGCAGCCUGCUGAAAAUUAGAUUUAGAUGCAGAUGUGAGCAUGGGGGCAGCGGCUGGUAUGAUCUAAACCUCCAGCACUUCAUUGCUGGUACAAUGGCCAAUAAAUUUAAAUGCAUCUCAGUCGAAUUUUCAAUGUAGUUCAAAAAAAAAAAAAAAAAAAAAAAAAAAAGAU
Messenger RNA from Jatropha curcas, 1558 nucleotides. Lineage: Eukaryota; Viridiplantae; Streptophyta; Magnoliopsida; Malpighiales; Euphorbiaceae. The record is from RefSeq and is a predicted model, not a curated record.